This is a messenger RNA of Haliotis rufescens (red abalone), 2418 nucleotides long. Its product is annotated as E-selectin-like. The transcript has 10 exons. Lineage: Eukaryota; Metazoa; Mollusca; Gastropoda; Lepetellida; Haliotidae. The record is from RefSeq and is a predicted model, not a curated record. The coding region runs from base 380 to 2245 and encodes 621 amino acids.
UCCAGUGAUAGACAUCAUGAGCAUCGAUCUACGCAAUGCAGAAACAGUCCGCGAGUCUGACUACGCCGUUCUGUAAGUGGCCUCUUUGGACACACAAUGGUUGCUCUAAGAACAAUUUUCCAAACUGCCCUUAAUCUUCACGAAUAUUGACCAUGGACCUGGCGUGCUCCCACGAUGUCAUCUCGCUAUUAUACACACAACGAGAGUACCGAUUACGUAAUUAGUUCAACAGUCUUACAUUCACAACGUCCUACAGAGCAGUAGCUGUUUUAUUGAUCUGGUCAAUGUUGUUUCCACAGUGAACAUCACAACUCUGCGACUGAUGCAAGUUGGAAGUCGUGUGAGAGGCAGUUUAUGUUGACACGGCCACUGAGACGUGAUGGCAGCUCCACAACUGAUAUUUUCCUGCUUUGUCAUACACAUGUGGCUUUCUCCAACCGAAGGGAAUAACUGGUUACGGAGCACGGACAUGAUACAUUCCUUUCUCGAAGGACCUUUAGUGUGGACCGCAAAAGUUAUGAACAAAUUUCAGUGUGAAAAUCUUUGUGCGAAAUUGAAGUUAUGCAGUUCGGCAAAUUAUGAUCUAGAGACAAGGUUGUGCCAAACAGUGGGUUCAUCAGCGAAAUCCCCUCAACAUACAGAAGGCAUUAUUCGUCUGAAGGAACCUAGGCAGUUUCCCCGAGACAACCCCUGUGCUUCACACCCCUGCCCGGAAACGUCUGUUUGCGCUACCGUUACGCCCCCUUUUGGACGCAGUUGCCUUGGUAUUGUUCUAGAAGCCGACUGUUCCGCUCCGGACCCCCUCGAAAACGGAAACUUUACUUUUACGGACACAAAAUACAAGUCAGUCCUCAUCUACAACUGUGAUGUAGGUUACAACUUCAGCGGUGACAACAACAUCGCAAUGUGCGGCACGCUUGGGCAGUGGAAGGGCUUCAGCGGAAAAUGUGAAAUAAUUGAUUGUGAGGACCCUGUUCCCCUCCUGAAUGGCAGACCGUCCUACACCCUCACUACGUAUGGUGAAAACGUCACCUUCUCCUGCGACAUCGGAUACAACUUCAGCGGCAGCGACAACGUUGCAACGUGUGGAAGUAGUGGACUCUGGGAAGGCUUCAAUGGUCAAUGUGAACAAAUCACCUGCACUGCGCCAGAUGCACUCGACAACGCUAACCACUUCUUCAACAACAGCACCUACGGAGCAGAGGUAAUUUACAACUGCAGCACCGGGUACAACUUCACAGGAGACAGCAACGUAGCGACGUGUUCUACCUCGGGGAGAUGGGAGGGGCUGGAUGGACAAUGCAACCUCAUCGACUGCGGACCGCCUACUAUUCUUAACAAUAGCACUACUGCAUCAACCUCAACGACGUACGGAUCAGUUGCCGACUACACCUGCAACAUCGGCUACAACUUCUCCGGCAGUAGCGACAGAGCCUCUUGUAACGCUGAUGGCUUCUGGGGUGGCCUUAUGGGACUUUGUCAAAUUGUUGACUGCGGCGUCCCCGGCGAAGUCGCUCACGGCAACGUGGUCUACGAUGGGACUACGUACGCAUCUGUAGCCGUGUACACGUGCAACGUGGGCUACAACUACAGCGGCAUCGUCGAGGGUGCCACGUGUGAUCACAAUGGGCUGUGGCAGGGCCGUGGGAUGUGUCAAAUUGUAGAUUGUGGGACACCUCCUGAUGUUGUGAACGCCAACAGCACCUACACCACGACGACAUUCACAGCAAACGUCACUUAUGAAUGUCGCACAGACUACGUCUUCACGGGCACGACGUUAACCUCGUCAUGUACGGAGACGGGGAUUUGGAUAGGAAUGAACGGUCUUUGUGUGGAAUACUUUGUAAAUAUUGCGGCCAACAAGACAGCGACACAGUUCAGUACCUACGGAUCGUCAACAGCCGACAGGGCUCUCUCUGGCCACUGCGCUGAUGGAAACCAUGUGAAUCAGCCAUGGUGGAAAGUGGAUUUUGGCAGAGACUUCGUGAUUGACCAUAUGAGAGCAUCGCUGAGAUCAGAUUGUUGUUCAUCCCGAAUGUCAACUUUGACCCAUGUCCUUGAAUCAGCCAAUGGAAUGUCAAGUACAACGUGCCCGAAGACUUCCGGUUCAAUCACUGCGGGCAGCGUACUUCGGUACAACUGUGUAGGGACUGGCAGUUUCCGUUAUUUGACGUUCAGACUGACGGUGUAUAGUGCUAUGACUCUAUGUGACGUCAGAGUGUAUAUCAUCAACCCGCUUCUCUGAGAAUGUUGACACACACCCCAGUGCAUGUACAAGGUUGAACGUUCAUCAUAUUCACAUGAUUUACUCUGGUGUCAUCUAUUUUCGCGUUACGAAUUGUAUAUGCCGUCGCCAGAUAUCUUUUGGAAAAUACUUUCUCAUCUGAAGCCUUCUUUAAAAAUAAAAAUGAUCAGCUA